Messenger RNA from Lodderomyces orthopsilosis Co 90-125, 1278 nucleotides. RefSeq names its product protein translocase subunit (gene TIM44). Bases 1 to 1278 code for a protein of 425 amino acids. NCBI's taxonomy places the organism in Eukaryota, Fungi, Ascomycota, Pichiomycetes, Serinales, Debaryomycetaceae. The transcript has a single exon. The record is from RefSeq and is a predicted model, not a curated record. Gene Ontology annotation, biological process: protein import into mitochondrial matrix. Gene Ontology annotation, cellular component: mitochondrial inner membrane. Gene Ontology annotation, molecular function: protein-folding chaperone binding.
AUGCUUAGAUCAGCAAUUAAGAACCAACAAAGUCUUGCUAGAAUACCAGCAACCACCACAAUACGUGCAUUCCAUGUAUCAAGUGUGAACUUCAAUGACAAACCACCAUCAUCGAAUUCCCCAUUAAAGGUGUUCUUUGACACCUUCAAGCAGGAAGUAAAAAAAUCAUCCGAAUUGAAAGAAAACAUAAAAGCGUUGCAAGAUGAGUCAGGAAGGAUGGCCGAGUCCGAAGCUUUCAAAAGAGCUAAAGAAGCAUACGCUAGAGCACAAAAAGGUAGCAGCGCAGCAGGUAAGGCAGUCAAAAAGACAGCUGAUGUGGUCGGUGGUGCAGCUUAUAAGGCAUGGGAGUCACCAGUGGGGAAAGGUGUUAGAACAACCGUCAAAGUCAGCGCUGACGUCGCAGAUAAAGCAUUUGAACCGGUCAGAAAGACAAAGAUAUACAAGGACGUUUCCGAGGUAAUUGAUGAUGGGUCGUCGAAUAUGUAUGGUGGGUUCUUAACCAAAGAGCAAAGACAAGCUUUGAGAGAGAAGGAAUUGGCCAGGAAAUUGAAGGAAGGAUACAAGGGUCCAGUUAAGGAAAAUGAAGAAGCAGGUGGAGAGUUGAUUGCAACAGAAAUAAAAUCAUCAGGGCCAUCAACUAGUGAAAAGUGGGAAGCUUUCAAACAAAAAUCACCAGUCGGUAAAGCUAUCGUCAUUUUAAAGGAAAAGUGGGACGAGUCAGAGAAUGGAUUAAUCAGUCUAAUACGUACAAUUAUCGAAAAAGUCACUGGAUUCUUUGCGGAGACGGAACAAGCUAAAACAAUCAAGCAAUUAAAGUAUAUGGACCCAUCAUUCAAGUUGGUUGAUUUCCAAAAGACUUUAAAUGAUUACAUUGUUCCAGAAGUUGUUGAUGCGUACAUCAAGAACGAUGCAAAAGUGUUGAAAGAGUGGUUUAGUGAAGCUCCGUAUAACGUCUGGGAAGCUAACAAUAAGCAAUUCAUCCAACAAGGUUUAUUCUCAGACAGCAGAAUUUUGGAUAUUAGGGGUGUCGAUAUUGUCACCUGCAAGAGUUUGCAACCUAAUGAUAUUCCCGUUGUUGUUGUCAGUUGCAGAGCACAAGAAAUCCAUUUGUAUAGAAAAGCAAAGACUGGUGAAAUUGCUGCUGGUACAGAAGAUCAAAUUCAAUUGAGUACCUAUGCUAUGGUUUUGACAAGAAUUCCAGAGGAGUUUGAUAACAAGACAACCGAAGGAUGGAAGAUAGUUGAAUUUGCCCGUGGUGGUUCAAGACCAUUCCAUUAG